AUGUCUGAAUCUUUUGUUUCUCUCGUACUAAGUAUGAUUACUAUCGUAAUGACUAAUCACAGAAAAACUAGCUUGUUUCAUGACAAUCUAAAUCUAACAACUCACGUUGCCUAUUACUGGGUAAACAAUCCAAUCUUUAAAAAUUCUGCUUCAAAGAAAAGCGAUAUUGAAAGAUCAAAAAGUAACGUUACCAUGGAUGCGUUAUCCAGUUAUUCCCGUGGUAUCUUUUUUGACCUUCUAACUAAAAUGAUCUGCGAGCCGCGCUUUCGUAGA
Messenger RNA from Thelazia callipaeda (thelaziosis nematode), 273 nucleotides. The record is from the annotation of a GenBank genome assembly. NCBI's taxonomy places the organism in Eukaryota, Metazoa, Nematoda, Chromadorea, Rhabditida, Thelaziidae.